Molecule: messenger RNA, 344 nt
Organism: Castor canadensis (American beaver)
Lineage: Eukaryota; Metazoa; Chordata; Mammalia; Rodentia; Castoridae
Gene: Gchfr
Product: GTP cyclohydrolase I feedback regulator
Biological process (GO): negative regulation of biosynthetic process
Cellular component (GO): nucleus; cytoplasm
Molecular function (GO): GTP cyclohydrolase binding
Source: RefSeq, a predicted model, not a curated record
GACCGAGCCGGAGUAACGGGACUCCGGCGGCGGGUGGCAGGUGGGAUCGGGCCGGGACGCGCGCCAUGCCAUACCUGCUCAUCAGCACCCAGAUCCGCAUGGAGGUGGGCCCCACCAUGGUGGGCGAUGAGCACUCGGAUCCAGAGCUGAUGCAGCAUCUGGGGGCCUCCAAGAGAAGUGUUCUGGGAAACAACUUCUGUGAGUACUACGUCAACGACCCUCCUCGCAUUGUCCUGGACAAGUUAGAACGCAGGGGCUUCCGUGUUUUGAGCAUGACAGGAGUGGGCCAGACGCUGGUGUGGUGCCUGCACAAGGAGUGAUUGGCAUGCUGACUCGUGGAAGGG